AUGGAGCAGGGGAAGGGUCUGGCGGGCCUCAUCCUGGCUGUCCUUCUUCAAGGUACUUUGGCUCAGGCACAAAAAGGAAAACAUGGCAUUGAAGUGAAUGACAAUCGAGAAGAUGGCUCAGUACUUCUAACCUGUAAUUUGAACGAGAAAGAUGUCAAUAUCACUUGGUUUAAAGAUAGGAAGAUGUAUUUAACUACAAGUAAAAAUACAUUGAACUUGGGAAGUAGUACCAAGGACCCUCGAGGGAUAUAUCAGUGUAAAGGACAACAAAAGAAGUCAGAACCACUCCAGAUGUAUUAUAGAAUGUGUCAGAACUGCAUUGAGCUCAACGCAUCCACCAUAUCCGGCUUUGUCUUGGCUGAAAUCAUCAGCAUUUUCUUCCUUUCUGUUGGUGUCUACUUCAUUGCUGGGCAGGAUGGAGUUCGCCAGUCAAGAGCUUCAGACAAGCAGACUCUGUUGCCUAAUGACCAGCUCUACCAGCCCCUCAAGGAUCGGGAAAAUGAUCAAUACAGCCUCCUUCAAGGAAACCAACUGAGGAAGAAUUGA
Carlito syrichta (Philippine tarsier) is the source of this 546-nucleotide messenger RNA. RefSeq names its product CD3g molecule (gene CD3G). Gene Ontology annotation, cellular component: alpha-beta T cell receptor complex; membrane; external side of plasma membrane. NCBI's taxonomy places the organism in Eukaryota, Metazoa, Chordata, Mammalia, Primates, Tarsiidae. The coding region runs from base 1 to 546 and encodes 181 amino acids. The transcript is spliced from 6 exons. Gene Ontology annotation, biological process: positive thymic T cell selection; cell surface receptor signaling pathway. The record is from RefSeq and is a predicted model, not a curated record. Gene Ontology annotation, molecular function: transmembrane signaling receptor activity.